AUGAGAACAAGGAGUGCACGAAAAAGAUCCAUACCUGGGACGCAAAGUGACGAUAAUAUGGGCCUUCGUAAUACACCUUCUAUUGAUGAAAUAUGGGGUGACAUGGAAGUUGGCCUUAAAGAAGUUUAUGCUCGGCAAACUAUGGUCCCUGCCCGUUACAUGCAGCUAUACAGUCGUGUGUAUACGUAUUGUACAUGUGUAGCAUAUAACGGUGAAUCACAGAGGAGUGGUCGUGGUCGUCAGACUCGUAUUGCACGUACUGGUCCUAAUUCGAUCGGUGCCGAGUUUGUUGGUUUAGACUUGUAUAAUCAUUUAAAGGAAUUUUUCCAAAACUAUGUGGAAGGUGUUUACCAGAGAGGACAUGAUUUAAUUGGUGAAGACGUUUUAAAUUACUUUACAUCAGAAUGGGACUCAUACCGAUUCAGUUCCAAAGUAGUAGGGGGCAUAUUCAGUUAUUUGAAUCGUCAUUGGAUUAAGCGAGAAUUAGAUGAGGGAAACGAAAAUAUCUAUGAAAUUUAUGUUUUAGCAAUUGUGACGUGGAAAGAACACUUAUUCAUUCAUAUGCGUGACAGUGUGACUAGCGCGGUAUUGAAGCUAAUCGAACGUGAAAGAAAUGGUGAAAAAAUUAGUACAAAACUAAUAAGUGGAGUUAUCCAGUGCUACGUGGAACUGGGUGUCAAUGAAAAUGAUUCAAAUAUUGGUUCUGUAAUGAGUACAUCAGUUGCCCAUGUGGAUCGUUUACCAAAAUUACGAGUUUAUCGUGAUCAUUUUGAAAAACGCUUUAUUAUUGAAACGGAAACAUAUUUCGCAAAUGAAGCUGCUGAGUUUAUCGCCACAAAUUCUGUUACUGAUUAUAUGAAGAAGGUGGAAAAUCGAUUGAAGGAGGAAAAAGAGCGUUGUAACUUGUACCUUCACGAAUCAACACAAGAUUUGUUGGCAAAAACUCUUGAAAAAGUCCUAAUCACCAAGCAGUUGGAUCUGUUCCAGUGUGAGUUUGGAAAUCUGCUGGAGUGCAACAAGGAUUCUGAUCUCGAACGUAUGUACAUGCUUUGUGAUCGAGUAGAAAAUGGCUUGGAUGAGCUUCGUUUGGCUCUUGAAAAACAUAUUUCUCGUCAAGGAGAAGCUGCACUAGAAAAAAUAGCAGAUAUAGCAGCUAAUGAUCCAAAGCACUAUGUUUCUACCAUUCUAGAAGUCCAUAAACGUUAUCAUGGAUUGGUAACUUGUUCUUUUAAGAAUGAACCUGGUUUUGUGCAAGCAUUGGAUAAAGCGUGUACAUCAUUCAUCAAUCGUAAUAGUAUUACAAGGAAAGCAAAUAAUACAUCAAAGAGUCCGGAGCUUCUUGCCAGAUAUUGUGAUCUCCUACUGAAAAAGAGUGCCAAAAACCCGGAAGAGAGCGAGCUAGAAGAACUUCUCAAUCAAAUCAUGAUUGUUUUUAAAUAUAUCGAAGACAAAGAUGUAUUUCAAAAGUUUUAUACAAAAAUGUUGGCGAAACGUCUCGUCAAUGAAUUAAGUGCAAGUGAUGAAGCAGAAAGCAACAUGAUAUCAAAACUGAAACAAAUGUGUGGCUUUGAAUAUACUAGCAAGCUUCAACGAAUGUUUACCGAUACAAGCCUUAGCAAAGAUAUAACAGAAAAAUAUAAACAGCAUAUUGCGGCAAAAAAUAUAAAUCUUGGAUUGGAUUUCUCAGUCAUGGUUCUGGGAUCAGGUGCAUGGCCUUUUAAUCAGUCGCCUACAUUUGAUAUUCCGGUGCAAUUCACGAGAUGUAUGGAAUCAUUCAAUGAGUUUUAUCAAACACAACAUACGGGUCGGAAACUAACGUGGCUACUGGCGCAAUGUCGUGGCGAGCUUUCAACUUACGGUUUUCAACGAAAAUACACUUUCACUGCUACGACAGCUCAGAUGGCUGUGCUUCUGCUGUUUAACGAAAACACGGAAUUAACCUUACAGCAUAUUUGUGACUGUAUCAAGCUUAAACUGGAAAUUGUUGCACAGAUCACGCAAUCUCUCAUCAAGGUGGAUCUCUUAUCGAUUGUGGGAUCAAAAGCAGAUGUUGAUAUAAAUACUCCUCUCUCAACAGUUUUAAGGCUUAAUUCUGAUUUUUCAAACAAAAAAUUGAAAGUUGAUCUGUCGAAAACCAUGGGUCGUACUGAGGUACGACAAGAAACGGUAGAGGUGCAUAAGUCUGUAGAAGAUGAUCGAAGAUUAGUUGUUCAGGCAAGUUUUUUAUCGAUUUAUUACGGUUGCAAUAAAAUGGGAACAGGCAUGUUUCUGUUUUUAAAAUUUCUGUCAUUUCAGGCAGCUAUUGUUCGUAUAAUGAAAAUGAGGAAACGAAUGAAGCACACUCAACUGAUUACUGAGGCAAUAACCCUAAAAAUUAUAAUAGUUCUUGCGCAACUAGCAUUACGUUUUAAGCCGAAAGUGCCAAUGAUUAAGAAGUGUAUUGAUAUUCUGAUCGAGAAAGAGUAUUUGCAAAGGGUCGAAAAUGAGAAGGAUCUCUAUGAAUACCGUGCAUGA
This is a messenger RNA of Thelazia callipaeda (thelaziosis nematode), 2514 nucleotides long. Lineage: Eukaryota; Metazoa; Nematoda; Chromadorea; Rhabditida; Thelaziidae. The record is from the annotation of a GenBank genome assembly.